Molecule: messenger RNA, 1596 nt
Organism: Lactuca sativa (garden lettuce)
Lineage: Eukaryota; Viridiplantae; Streptophyta; Magnoliopsida; Asterales; Asteraceae
Biological process (GO): endoplasmic reticulum membrane organization
Cellular component (GO): endoplasmic reticulum membrane; plasma membrane
Source: RefSeq, a predicted model, not a curated record
GAUUUAUGGAUGAUUGAUUAUGUGGCGAUUGCGAUUAGCGUAUACAUUCAAAGAUUAACUCAACGAACCUCGGUUUUAGCCAAGAAGGAAACAUGGGGGGAAAAUUAUUGGAACUCGAUGGAUCAUCAAUCAAGUUCAUAUGUGAAAUCAAGAAACAAAGUACCUCUUCAGUUCACAUCUCCAACAUAUCUGAUGAGUAUGUUGCUUAUAAGGUGAAGACCACAUCACCAAAAAGAUUUUGUGUAAGACCCAAUUCGGGCAUCAUUAGCCCAAAGUCGGAAUGCAGUUUCACAGUUACCAUGCAAGGUCUAAGAUCACAUCCAUCUGAAGUGGAAUGCAAGGAUAAAUUCUUAAUUCAAAGCACAGUUGUUGAUUCUGGGACAAAAGAAGAAGAUAUCACUGUUGACUUAUUCUCCAAAAGCAGUGGUAAGUAUGUUGAAGAGAAGAAGCUCAGGGUUGUUCUAGUUAGCAAGCAAGAUUUACCAGUAGAAGAACACAAAGAUAAAGAGUUGGAGAAAGAACAUGAUAAUGAAGAAGAUUCACUUAAAGAUCAUAAACACAAAGUGUUGGAGAAAGAACAUUCUAAUGAAGAAGACUCACAUAAAGAACAUAAACACAAAGUGUUGGAUAAAGAACUACCUCAUGAAGCUUCACAUACAGAACAUAAACACAAAGUGUUGGAGAAAGAACCUUCUAAUGAAACUUCACAUAAAGAAAAAAAACACAAAGUGUUAGAAAAAGAACCACGAAAUGAAGCUUCAUCAAAAGAACACAAACAUAGAGUGUUAGAGAAAGAACCUUCCAAUGAAGAGCACAAACAUGAAGUGUUGGAGAAAGAACCAUCUAAUGAAGCUUCACAUAAAAAAGAACACAAACAUAAAGUGUUGGAAAAAGAACCAUUAAAUGAAGCUUCAUUAAAAGAACACAAACAUAAAGUGUUGGAGAAAGAACUUUCUAAUGAAGAGCACAAACACAAAGUGUUGGAGAAAGAACCUUUUAAUGAAGCUUCACACGAAAAACACAAACCCAAAUUGUUGGAGAAGGAACCUUCUAAUGAAGUUUCACAUGAACACAAACACGAAGUGUUGGACAAAGAACCUUCUAACGAAUCUUCAAUUAAAGAAGAUGUUUUGGUGAAAAGAGACAAAAAUGUUUUCUCAGUGGAUAAGCAAAUUGAAGAUGCUAAGGAAGUCAAAAGUGGUUUGAACAUAGAGGAGUCAAAGCUAUCUGAUGAUCCUAAUAGGAAUAAUGUCCCCAAGAAUUCGAAGUUUAAGCCUGUAAAGAUUGUGAAAGAGGAUCCAGAAACGAGGUUGAGAUUGUCUAAUCAACUUAAGGAGUUGAAACUGAAGGAAAGUACAUUAGAAAAUCAACUCAAAGAGGCCAAAUCCACCAUCUCUAGCCUAACCUAUCAGAACAGUAUAAUCAUUGAAGCUAAAGAGACCCUUCAGUUGGAACUGGAUAGGAGAAGUAAGAAAGGUUUCUCCUUCGUGUUUGUUUGUGGGGUGUCACUCAUUGGUUUGAUAGGCGGAUACUUCUCAGAUCCUUAAAUGACACAUUCAUAAAUUUUCUCCAUUUUGUUUAGAAAAUUGGAUGUUU